AUGGGUAUUGAAGGUGAAGACCGAGAGCUCGAGGGACCUCCCAGCAGGAUGGGUUGGUUCACGGAAGCUCGAGGGUUGCAAGACCGAUCGGGAGGCUGCUGA
Plenodomus lingam JN3 is the source of this 102-nucleotide messenger RNA. The record is from RefSeq and is a predicted model, not a curated record. Lineage: Eukaryota; Fungi; Ascomycota; Dothideomycetes; Pleosporales; Leptosphaeriaceae.